AGUUUGGCAAACAUUGAAAGGAUCUAUUCAUUCUACUUCGUUUAUUUCCUAUUUUAAAUAAACGAAAGGAAACUAAAUUUGAUUGGUUGGUUUUGUGAUUAUUUGGGAAAAGCGAGGGAAAAUAAAUCCAAAUAGAAAAAGAAAAAAAAAAAAAAGAUGGCCUUUCACCGAGUUUUCUCUGGUUUUUGUACAACGAAGAUGAACGAAGAAUAAUCUAUUCUUUCCCUUUUAUUCCUUUUUUUUUUUUUUUUUCCCACAAUUCUUCAAAUUUUGUUCUCUAUCCAUUUCUCACGGUAGCGAUGUCAUUACCUCCGUUUAGCUGCCGCUUUCUCGCGGCGGCCGUGACCCUCUAUCUGAUAGGUCUGUUGUGCGUUGGGGCUGACACGAAAGAUGUUACCGUUCCCAACAUUCCAGGUUGCUCCAAUGAAUUUCAAAUGGUCAAAGUCGAGAAUUGGGUCAAUGGAGAAAACGGUGAGACUUUUACAGCCAUGACUGCACAGUUUGGCACCAUGCUCCCGUCUGAUAAAGACAAAGCUGUUAAACUUCCGGUUGCUCUUACCACUCCUUUGGACAGUUGCUCCAAUUUGACUUCAAAGCUAUCUGGUUCUAUAGCGUUAUCUCUACGUGGCGAAUGUGCUUUCACAGCUAAGGCUGAAGUUGCACAGGCAGGAGGAGCUGCAGCUUUGGUGUUAAUAAACGACAAAGAAGAGCUUGAUGAGAUGGUUUGUGGUGAGAAAGACACCUCCUUAAAUAUUUCUAUACCUAUUUUGAUGAUUACAACAUCAUCUGGAGAUGCCCUGAAGAAAUCCAUUAUGCAAAAUAAGAAAGUGGAGCUUUUAUUGUAUGCUCCAAAGAGCCCAAUUUUGGAUUAUGCAGUGGUCUUCCUCUGGCUAAUGUCUGUUGGAACAGUUUUCGUUGCUUCUGUUUGGUCACAUUUUACCAGUCCGAAGAAGAAUGAUGAGCAGUACGAUGAAUUAUCACCCAAGAAAUCUUCAAAUGAUGACGCUACCAAAGGUGGUGCUGAAGAGGAAACUCUUGAUAUCAGUGCUAUGGGUGCUGUUAUCUUUGUCAUAUCAGCGUCCACAUUCCUCGUUUUGCUCUUCUUCUUCAUGUCAUCGUGGUUUAUCUUGAUCCUGACCAUAUUUUUUUGCAUUGGUGGUAUGCAGGGAAUGCAUAAUAUUAUCACUACACUCAUAACAAGGAGAUGCAAUAAAUGUGGCCAGAAAAAUGUAAAACUCCCUCUGCUUGGGAAUACCUCAAUUCUCUCACUCGUGGUUCUGUUAUUCUGCUUUGUGGUUGCUAUCCUCUGGUUUAUGAAGCGCAAAACUUCGUAUGCAUGGGCCGGCCAAGAUAUUUUUGGUAUUUGCAUGAUGAUUAAUGUCUUGCAAGUGGCUCGGCUACCUAAUAUCAGGGUUGCUACCAUUCUUCUCUGUUGUGCAUUCUUCUAUGACAUCUUUUGGGUAUUCCUAUCACCACUAAUCUUCAAGCAAAGUGUAAUGAUUGCGGUUGCACGUGGGAGCAAAGACACUGGAGAAUCUAUUCCCAUGCUUUUGAGAAUUCCACGGCUUUCUGAUCCAUGGGGUGGUUACAACAUGAUCGGUUUUGGAGACAUUCUUUUCCCGGGCCUUCUCAUAUGCUUUAUUUUCAGAUAUGACAAGGAAAACAACAAAGGAGUCUCGAAUGGAUAUUUUCCGUGGUUGAUGUUUGGCUACGGACUUGGCCUUUUCUUAACAUACUUGGGAUUGUAUGUGAUGAACGGACACGGUCAACCUGCAUUGCUCUAUCUUGUCCCUUGCACGCUCGGAAUCACGGUCAUUCUCGGGUUGGUUAGGAGAGAACUCAGAGACUUGUGGAACUAUGGGACUCAACAGCCUUCAGCUGCAGAUGUAAAUCCAUCUCCAGAAGCAUAAAUUACUUCAACAUACAUAACUCAAAACUCUGGAGACUGAAGAACAAGAAGAAGAAGAAAAAACAUCAAAAAAAACAAAAAUUUUCUUUUGCACAUAAAAAUAUAAGAAAUCUACACUUUGGUGCAUAUACAUGUAGUCUCGAGCCCACCAAAACGUAUAUAAUGUAAUGUAUAUGUACACAUACACAAAAUCAAACAACUUCUGAAUCUGAAUGAACAAGUUUGUAUACUGUACAAAUACGAAUAGGCAUGUGCUCUCAAA
Messenger RNA from Arabidopsis lyrata subsp. lyrata, 2171 nucleotides. Its product is annotated as signal peptide peptidase-like 5. Gene Ontology annotation, biological process: membrane protein proteolysis. Gene Ontology annotation, molecular function: aspartic endopeptidase activity, intramembrane cleaving. Gene Ontology annotation, cellular component: Golgi-associated vesicle membrane; lysosomal membrane; lumenal side of endoplasmic reticulum membrane. The record is from RefSeq and is a predicted model, not a curated record. NCBI's taxonomy places the organism in Eukaryota, Viridiplantae, Streptophyta, Magnoliopsida, Brassicales, Brassicaceae. The transcript is spliced from 13 exons. Bases 300 to 1910 code for a protein of 536 amino acids.